Messenger RNA from Cololabis saira (Pacific saury), 939 nucleotides. RefSeq names its product odorant receptor, family 95, subfamily A, member 1 (gene or95a1). NCBI's taxonomy places the organism in Eukaryota, Metazoa, Chordata, Actinopteri, Beloniformes, Belonidae. The record is from RefSeq and is a predicted model, not a curated record. Gene Ontology annotation, cellular component: membrane. The coding region runs from base 1 to 939 and encodes 312 amino acids. The transcript has a single exon. Gene Ontology annotation, molecular function: G protein-coupled receptor activity. Gene Ontology annotation, biological process: G protein-coupled receptor signaling pathway.
AUGCUAAACCUGUCUGAGCUCCCUGUCAAUGCAACAUCUCCAAACAGCCUGUCUGUGAUCAUCAAGGUGUGUGUGGUGAUCCCCUUCUUCUGCAUCUACCUCUGCUGCAUCGCGGUAAUGCUGCAGAUCUUCGCCUCGCACAGGCAGUUCAUGGACACUUCACGUUACAUCCUGUUUGCACACAUGCUGAUCAACGAUACCCUGCAGAUCCUGUCAUCUGUGCUGCUCUUUCUCUGCGUGAUGGGUGACAUUAGAUUCCCCAUUGUGUACUGUGUCCCCCUACUGAUUGUUUCCACUGCCACUUUCCAAAAUACAACCUUGAUCCUGGCCACAAUGUCACUGGAGCGUUAUGUUGCCAUCCUGUAUCCCCUGCAGUGCCCGACCGCCUGGCGCUCAGACCGUAUUUGGAUAAUUAUCAUGUCUCUGUGGUUCAUCAGCUUCAUUUUCCCCAUCAUUGAGUAUCCAAUUGGGAAACAAAACCCUGCCGUGGAUGUCCUCACUACUCCUUUGGUUUGCAAAACUGCUGUUGUCCACUCAUCCCCGAUCCAGGCCCUGGUCAGAGCUGCUGUGAAUAUGCUCUUUUUUGCAGUGGUGGGAGUCAUCAUCCUCUUCACGUAUGUGAGGAUCCUGCUGGAAACCAGGAAGCUGCGGCAGGACAGACAGUCUGUGAGAAAAGCCAUGCGCACGGUGCUUCUCCACGGCUUUCAGCUGCUGCUGUGCAUGUUGGCCUUCACUCACCCCUUCACUGAAAGUUUCAUGGAUGAGCACAUAAAAUGGCUACCUUCAGACAUAGCAUUUUUUAACUACUUCUGUUUCAUCCUUGUCCCACGCGUCCUCAGCCCGCUCAUCUACGGCUUCAGAGACCAGAGUCUCAGAGGCCAGAUUGGAAAAAACCUCACCUGUUGCUCAAUAAAAGUCAAACCAUAUGUUGCCUGGUGA